ACAAGACUCAACUUCCGGUCGGCUUCCAUAUGCUAUGACAGUAGUAAUGUCACGUCGCCUCGCUGUUGUUUCGUAAAUAAGUCACUAAUGAAUUUGACAAAAUAUGUCGUCCAACUUGACAUUAGACCUCGAAGACCAUCGACGUUGUUUCACGAUGGGCAGCGAAGGAACUGGCUUUUCUAUGGACCACGGAGGCGAGUGGGACCUCAGUCUUUUUGAUGAGCUGGACUCCCUGGGAGAUGCAGACGAAUUGCUAAAGGCUCUCGACAACGUGGACUAUACCAACGGGGUUCCACAAUUUGACUUUGAUAUUGCCAUACCUCCAUGGACUGAAGGGUACACAAGCAGCACCUGCACAGAUGGUGAUGUGAGCGUGCACUCUCUGUCACCUGCUCACACUGUCAGCUCGCUCCCUUCCCCCUCAGCUGUGGAAGCCCGAUCACCAUACGUCUUACACGAUGAGGCUCUGUCUCCACAAUCGCAGCUCUCGCCGGUGUCGGUGUGCUCCGAGUCCAGUGGCUUUUCUGAAAUCCCUCCCCAGGCCAAGAAAGCCCCAAAGAGAAACAGCCAGACCACAAGAGCCAAAGCAGCACAGCCAGUCAAGAGGCCCUUACAGAAUACCUCCAAAGUGUCCAUCCAGCCUAAACCGGUCAUAGCAGCUGUGUCAUUGGCUCAUGCAGCUGCUACCCUGCAGCCUAAGACCAUCAUCAUCCAGCCCCUCCAGACCACAGUACUGCCUGUGGUCAAGGCAGCUCCAAUCAGCAUCCAGCCAGCGCCCUCCCCAGGUCAGCCCAUCAUGUUGUCUCAACCGAGCCAGUUGCUACAGAUCAAAACCCCCCAGGCUAUCACUGCCGGCGUGGUUGCCAUGCCGACCCUGGGCCAGGACAGUUCCAUCACUGCUCCAUCCAUGGUCUCCGUCACGCUUCAAAGCCCUUCUCCGGAUGACGACUCAAAGUUGUCCCAGCGGCAGCAGCGCAUGAUAAAGAACCGCGAGUCAGCGUCCCUAUCUCGGAAAAAGAAGAAAGAGUAUCUGCUCACGCUGGAGGCCCGCUUGCAACUGGCGCUGUCUGAGAACGCGGUGCUCAAAAGCGAGAACGGCAACCUCAAGAAGCAACUGGAAGGCCUGCUGAGUGAGAAUUCAGUGCUGAAGUCAACGGCUCCGAAGAGGCGAGCCGUGUGUCUCAUGGUGGUCUUGGUCUUCCUCGUGCUUAGCGUUGGACCAAUAAGUCAGCUUCAAGGCAACACAGACUCUGGGCUGGAGGUUGUGGCCGUGCAGCACAGCCGACACUUGUUGGGUUUCUCCCCAGAAACGGACACGGAGGCCCCCGGGAAUGGCGCCGCCGAGGUGGCCGACAGCUCUGAGGACAAGGCCCUGAUGGUGGUGAAGGAGCUGAACUUCCUCCGGCCACCGGCGCCAUGCCAGCCUCCUGUUAAUCGGACCAAGUGUUUAGAGUUGGCCCAUGAUUUGAAGGGGUGGGUCCACCGUCAUGAGGUAGAGCUGACCAAAUCCAGGCGCAUGAGUAACAACCACCUCAAGCACUCCAGGACCAUUCUGAAAACCGAAAAUAAGGAUGCAGAGAGCUCCCAGAUUGUGACCGUUAGAUACACAAAAACAGACGAAGACAAGACCCCUGGCCGUGAGCUACAAGUGUACUACGCACCCCAUCACACGUACAACGACUUCUUUGGCGAGAUCAACAGGCGUGGUGACACUUUUUACGUAGUGUCUUUCCGCAGGGAUCAUCUGCUACUUCCUGCCACCAACCACAAUAAAGGAAGUCGCCCCAAGAUGUCUGUGGUGUUGCCAGCCAUGAACAUAAACGGCUUCUCCCUCUCAGCUACAUUAAGCCGAGCUGCGACGUGGCUGCGCGGCCACCGUCCAAACCAAAUACAAGCACGCAGGCCCAAAGAUAAAGAAAUGCUUUGUCAGUAUUGUGAUUUCCUUUUGGCUUGGGUGCUUCAUAACUUGCACUUCAAAUCAUUUAGACAAGUGCCAGGCCUGACAUGUUGAUAGAAUAAAAAUUAAAUCUAAAAAGCAUGGGGUGUUCAAAAACUAGAAAAAGCACAACUUUUGUGAGACAGUUUGCUUUUAACCCCAAUCUUCCCUAAACAGUUCUCAAUACUUGGCCAUGACACUGCCAAACCCACGGAGUUCUGUGCCAGUCUUUCCACUUUUUAACAGCCCAGUACUUUGAAAAUGAGAAUAUUCUUCCAAUGCCCCAUUUUUACGGCAAGGUACAUUAACUGCAUGACUGUAAAUCACAUUUGAGCGCCUUCCAUAAGUUGUGGUUAAAAUUAUUUGUACCUUGUUAGCAUCCAUGUAAUACAGAUAUCCUGAAGGUUUUAUAUUCAUUGGACAAAUAGUCAGUGACUUACGGAUAGGGAUGGGUACCGAAUCCGGUACUUUUUUGGCAUUGACCAACUCCCACCGAUUCACGCGAAAUCUAACGGUGCCAUGUUUUGGUACCUGGAUUAUGUGUGAGGUUACGCCCGACUCAGCUGCCAACUGCGAUCACUCCAGCAGCAUUGACAGUGGACUCAGCCAAACUACCUCUCGGUCGUGUUGCAAUAUUCAAUGCCAACAAAGAAAUUGACUCAAAAAACACCCCAACGUAAAUUAAGUCAAGCUCCAGUUUUCCACAGAUGCGCUAGUACAUUGGCUUUGUUAUUGACAUGCGAUUUUUAUUUUUUAAUAUCAACACUUUCAAAUGUGUUAAUGAAAACUACAACUAAGAUGCACUUUACAAUCAAUCAGCUGGUGUUUAUUUAGUACAAUACUUACAGUAAUAACCCUUUGGGAGGGCGCAACAGACAGCAACGACUGAAAUGACACACCACAAACUAUACACUACUCCCAUUGCUAUUACUUUAUUCAU
This is a messenger RNA of Entelurus aequoreus (snake pipefish), 2876 nucleotides long. Its product is annotated as cyclic AMP-dependent transcription factor ATF-6 alpha-like. The record is from RefSeq and is a predicted model, not a curated record. NCBI's taxonomy places the organism in Eukaryota, Metazoa, Chordata, Actinopteri, Syngnathiformes, Syngnathidae. Bases 104 to 2011 code for a protein of 635 amino acids. Gene Ontology annotation, biological process: regulation of transcription by RNA polymerase II; endoplasmic reticulum unfolded protein response. Gene Ontology annotation, molecular function: RNA polymerase II cis-regulatory region sequence-specific DNA binding; DNA-binding transcription factor activity, RNA polymerase II-specific. Gene Ontology annotation, cellular component: nucleus. The transcript has 16 exons.